Molecule: messenger RNA, 3609 nt
Organism: Trichoderma citrinoviride
Lineage: Eukaryota; Fungi; Ascomycota; Sordariomycetes; Hypocreales; Hypocreaceae
Exons: 1
Coding region: 1-3609 (1202 amino acids)
Biological process (GO): regulation of ribosomal protein gene transcription by RNA polymerase II
Cellular component (GO): nucleus
Molecular function (GO): sequence-specific DNA binding; DNA-binding transcription factor activity; protein binding
Source: RefSeq, a predicted model, not a curated record
AUGCUGCCCGAGGCCCAGCACCAGCCGGCGCAAGAGCCUCCACGGCAGCCGCAGCUCGAGCUCGAGCAAUCCCAGCCUGGAAUCUGGGCAGAAGAAGCAUCCGUGCCAAUUAGCGACAAAGCGACAUCAUCCGGUCCUCAGCCUGCCUCUGUCGGCGACACGGCGCCUCCUGCAGCCGCAACAACCGCCGCAUCAUCAUCCACAUCGGCGCCGUCAUCGUCGCUGCCAGCAGAUUCUGCUGCGCCCCCACUGCAGGCGCAUGCUUUAGAAGAGAACCCAAAAGCUUCAAUCGCUGCCGCAUCCACCACCACGACGACAACAACGACGCCGCCGCCGCCGCCGCCUCCAACCUUCAACGGUGGAGCCAAGGCCGACAGUGGCUUGGAGCAGUCCGUUACAUCAAACGCACACACUUCUGGAAUCGGUGACUCUGAGGCGCCGAAAGCCACAAUCGAGACUGGGGAACACGGGGGCCAGGACGUUAUCAUGGCGGACGCUCCCGGAACUACCACGACUGCUGCGGCUGCUGCGACGGGACCAUCUCUACCGGCGUCUGUCGUGAACACUGCCCAAGUGACUUCGGCAGGCCAAUUCCCAUCAUCAACGCCAUUCACAUCACAGCCUGCUGGCAUCGACCACCGUCACGCAUACAUGAUGAUGGCUCUGGCCUCCAUGUCUGCCGCACCGCCCGCCAUGUCGCCGCCGCCCACCGUCACUCCCUCUCAGAUGACUCUACCCAACCUCGCAGAAGAAGGGUACUUUGGCCUGGGCUCGAACAAUAACCUGCGCCAGUCUGACCCCGACAUGGGCCUGGAGUCGUUUGCUCGUGUAGAGUUCGCCGACAGUGUCUUUCAGAUGACCACUUAUGCCGUCAUCAUCGGCCGUGACCAGCGAGCUUUGGAACAGGCCAGGCGCGAUGGGAAACGUGCCGAGGAGUACCAGCGGCGUGUCGAGGAGAACGCGAGUAAAGGCCUUCCUCCGCCAUCCCCCAUUCCUUUGCCUCAAGACCGUCACAAAUUUAGUAAAUCGUACGUCAGUGAGGAGGGCGGCAUGCUUGGCCCGGAAUCAGAUAGCGAAGACAACGGGCGUCCGGCGAAGCGGCGCAAGACCAGCACCACAGGAUCGUCCCAGCAGAAUGAAAACGAGAACGCCCAAGAUAACAUUAUAUCAAACCGCCAAUACGUCGCUCAUACUCCUGGCGCUGCUGCGGUUGACCUGGCAUCACUCAGGCCGUCUCCCUGGCAUGUUCCUUUCAUCGGUAUCCACUCUCCCGGCCCCAACAUUGCGAGCAAAACAAAGGCUAUAUCGCGAGAGCAUCUCAAGAUCGCCUAUAACCCGGAGGAGGGCGUAUUCGAGGCUAUACCCUUGCACAAGAAUGGCUUCUUCUGCGAGGACGUGCACUACAAGAGCGAAAAGGUCGUUCUUAGGUGCGGCGAUCGCCUUCAGAUCAAGGACGUUGGUUUCAGAUUCAUCAUCAACGGCGUAGAGAGGGGGCGGACUGGCGCAGAAGAAUAUCAAGAAGAGGAUGCCACGAAGAAACGCCACGCUCAGGGCGGAAAGAGCAUGAGUUUCGACUUUACACAGUCACAUGGCAACGGCCAGAUUCAAGACACAAGCGAUGAGCUGUCAGAUGUGGACAUCAGCCCAGCGGAGUUGUCCGACUUUGGCGGGGACGAUGAGGGCGAAGGCGAAGAAGAAGAAAAGGCCGAGGCUGAACGAGAGGGCGAGGAGGAGGAGGAGGAGGAAGAAGAGGAAGAAGAAGGCGACGAGGAAGACGAAGAGGAAGGAGAUGCCGACGUGCCAGAAGCAUCCAUCGAGGGCGACUCUGAAAUCAAGGACGAAGGAGAAGCGAAUCACGACCUCUCGAUGCCCGAGAUACCGAGGAAGAGGGGACCCGGCAGACCACCCAAGAACGGCAUCAUGUCGAAGAGAGAGCAGCGUUUGCUGAAGAAGCAGCAGCAAGAAAUGGCAAAGAAGACACUGCCUCAAGCGCCGCCGGUCGAGCCGCCUAUCAAGCGCAAAGUCGGCCGGCCGAGGAAACACCCACUGCCGGAAGACGGGGUGGAUCGGCCCGAGAAGCGCAAAUACAAGCCUAGGAAGCCCAAGAAUGAAGACGGCGCCGAAGGCUCCGAUGCCGAGAGACGAGCGAGGGAGAAGAAGGAGAAGAAGGCACGGCCCAAGUCGCCUCCUCUGGAACUCAAGAUUGAGGACUACACCGAGGAGCAGCUCCAGAAGCCGAAUAAGAACUACGGUGUGCUUAUUGACGAAACAUUGACGGCGGCUGGCCCUGACGGUCUCACGUUGAAGCAGAUUUACAAGAGAAUCUGCCAAAGAUACCCGUGGUUUUAUUUCCACACCGAGACAAAGGGCUGGGAGAGUAGCGUACGCCAUAAUCUGAUUGGGAACGAGGCGUUUAGGAAGGAUGAAACGACGAACCUGUGGUCUCGGGUGCCCGGUGUUGAGCUGGAUGCUGGUAAGAAGCGCAAAGCAUCCUCCCCGGACCGAGGACUGGCGGCUGCGCAGGCCUAUGGACACUACUCGUAUCCCUACGCCGCUCAGCACAUGGCCCCUGGAGCGCAUCCUGGUUACCCCCCAGGCCAGGCACAAGCUCCCGCGUAUCAAGCUCCCGCAUAUGCGGCGCAGCCGCCUAGCCACGCAGCGCGUCCAACGCCGUAUGGCCCAUCACAAUCACCCCCUGUCCAUCAACCGGUUCAGCCAGCCGUGGGCGCUCCGCCUCCGGCUCCAGCCCCGAUCCAGCUGCCAGGAUACGGUCCCCCGGCAGCCCCGGCUCGCCCCCAGCUCGGGGUACCCCAGCCCGCAUCCUACAGCUCGCCCUACGCUUCGAGGCCGCCUCCCAUGGCAACCCCAGCCGUCAAGGCCGAGGACAGCGGCGCCGGCGUACCGGCUGCGGCUGCUGUUGGCCCUGUCCAGCAGUCACCCCGACCAACCAUUUCGCCCGCCGCUACCGCUACGGAGCCAAAGGCGGCUGCUCCAGGGGCCGCACCGGCAGCGCAAAAGACGACGGUGCAAGCCGCCGCUCACCCGCCGCAGCCUCGACCACAGGCGGCGCCUGCUCGGCCGAUCAUCGAGCCUCGUCUUCUUAGCGCAGUCGUCGGCCUCAAAAACGGCCUCGUGGACAAUCUCAAAAAGGCUGGCAAUCCCAAGGCCGAGGCCAUUGUCAUGUCGGCCCUGAAUAGGUGCAUUGGGCUCAAGAAGGAAGCGACUGAAAACGACAAGAUGGAGGCGAUCUGCAUCAAGGGAAUCCGGCAGGUCAUCGAUGGCUUCACCAAGGGCAAGAGUCCCACGCCCGGAAGCUCCACCUCGCUGCCUACAGAUACGCCGCCUGUCUUCGAGCCCAAGGUACUGGCUGCGCUGAACGGGCUCAAGGACGCCUCUGUCAAUGCCAUCAAGGGAGGUCUGGGAGAGGCCAAGGCUGAGGCUGUGACCCUGUCCGCCAUUGACCGGGUGAUUGGCCUCGCCGAUGCAAGCAUCAUGCCCAAGGCGGCCGAGGGCGAGCCGGCGAGCAACUUUGAGGGGGUGGAGCAGCAUCUCAUGAAGUCGAUCCGGCAGCUCCUCCAGGGCAUGAAUCAGAAGCUACAGGGCGACUGA